UGAAGCCACCCAACACUUACUACAAAUAUAGCCACGAUGCGUAGGCCACAAAAUGGCUCCACUCACUUUUCCCAAUGAAAAGCAAAUGGAUUUAGCAGUUUUAUCCCGAUGCGGGUGUCCUUCCUCUCUGUAAAGUCGUAAGUACCUUGAGGUGGGAGGAGUAAAUUCAGCCUGACACUGAGAGCGCUUUUGUUGAAACAGGAGAGACUUGCGGUGUCCCUACUUAAAUAUGACACAUGACGAUGGACAGGCCGCCCGCCCCGCCGCCCCCCAGUGACCCCCGCGAUGCCCGCCCCCCCCGGCGGCACGACUCGGAAGCGGAGACCACGAGCGAGCCGGAGAGCAGCCGCGGGGGCAUGGAGGCGCCGGCGGACCCCCAGCUGCUGCUCAACGGGGCGUCCAAGGAGGCGGGCCGGCCCUCCCCCGGGCCCCCCGCCGCCCCUGUGCCCGUCAUCGAGCUGGUGCGCCGGGGGGGCUCCCUGGACAUAAAAGGCCGGGAGGCGGCGGGAGAGGCGAUGCAGAGAGCGCCGGGUGCCGAGCCGUGCCGCGCCGCCGAGGCCGCCUGCGAGGCCCGCAUGGUGCAGCUGAGCCCCCCCGCGCUCCCGCUGCAGCCCCACGGCAGGGCCAUGCUCUACAACCUGGGCCAGCCGCUGGCCACCAUCAACAGCGGGUUUUUCGGCGAACCGGAUUCCUUCUCCAUGUACGGCAGCAACCGGGUGAAGCGGAGACCGUCUCCGUACGAGAUGGAGAUCACCGACGGUCCUCACACGAAGGUGGUUCGCCGCAUUUUUACCAACAGCCGGGAGAGGUGGAGACAGCAGAAUGUCAACGGAGCCUUUGCAGAGCUCCGCAAGCUCAUCCCCACCCACCCGCCCGACAAAAAACUGAGCAAGAACGAGAUCUUGCGCCUGGCUAUGAAGUACAUCAACUUCCUGGCCAAGCUGCUCAACGACCAGGAGGAAGAAGGAAACCAAAGGGGCAAAGUGAACAAAGACUCUGGGAUAGUCCAGGAAGACCUCCUGCAGGACAUGUUGUCUCCUAACUCUAGCUGUGGAAGCUCUUUAGACGGAGCGGCGAGCCCGGACAGCUUCACGGAAGAGCACGAAACGCUGGACUCGAAGCACACGCGGAGCCUGCACCACGCCAUCCUCCCCGUAGAAGGCAACGCGCAGCGGUGAUGACCUUGGCACUGCUCCCGAAGCACCAAGGGGGAGAGGCAAGGCCCGAGCGUGAGGAUGCUGGAACUUGUGCUCGCGGGAUCCGUGACUCUGCCUUUCCCCGGGAGCUCGGGCUCCCCGCUCUCCCCAGCCCGGGGCGGAGCGGCCGGAACGUUGGCUGAGGACGAGACCAACCCAGAUGGACGUUCAGUAUUUAGGUACGUGAUCGUACAAAGAAGAAAAGCAUUGAAGUCAUCUUCAUUGUACAUACUGCUCGUGUUGUGACCCUGAGGAGGGGGAGGAGACGUGGCCAGCGCCUCUCCAGCAUUUAGAGGGCUUUCAGACCGUUUGAUGACCAUUGCUUUUUAAACAGUCGCCUGGUUGAGGCAUGAAACUCCUCUUUCACUGCUGGCAGAGGCCACCGAUGCUUUCCUGCUCCACGUGGUGCUGGAGACUGCUGCAUCAUGCCAGUGCAGCACUUCUCCAGCCUGUGGCACACACAGCUGGUCUGAACAGGAGCUGGGGCCACGUGUUCCUGUUGUCCAAGAGCUUUUGUCUGUAUCUUUUUAAAGAGGUGAAAAAAUACCCUCAGCAAAAGAACUAUUAAAAGGAUUAAGACUAUUUCUUUCUCUCUUCUUUUUUUCUUUUUUUUUUUUUUUUUUCUUUUUUUCUUCCCCUUUCCUCCUUUCCCUUCUACCUAACUUUGAAUUGUUUGGGGUUGUAGUAUUUAUGACGUGGGAUUACUUCUGUUUAACACUGUCAUGCAGUAUCCAUUGAAUGAAAAGGUACAUAGGUGUUUUCUGCCACCCUCCCAGUCCCUAAUUCUUCUGCUGGUAACACUCAGCAGGUGAGCUCCAAGCCUGUUGUGGUCUACUAGAGCUUUCCCAGUGGUUUCUUAGGGCCAGAAUUUCUCUCAAGAAAGAUGAAUUUCGGAAUUGGUAAGGGAAAAAAAUACUUACUAGUGGAGUAUCUCCUUGGACUGGAGGAUUUUUAUGAUCAAAAAGCAACAAAAAGGCAAAAGGAGUCAGUGAUGUAUCAACAGUGUGCGUGUACAUAGGAAUAUAAAAGGGUUUUAAUGGUAUGCUUUGAAGUUUCUGAUUUUAUUGUGUGAAAAUGGUGGUGGUUCAGCUGUGCCAAUGCCCACAGUAUGGACCAUAGUGCUGGAUUUAUUCUGGCCUUAGGGAGGUCCUUACUGAUGAGACUGAACCUUGCAGGGGAAGCACUAACAACAGUGGUGGGAUUAGCCUCCAUUCCCAAGUGCUCAGGUUGCUGCAAAGUUGAUAUUUGUGACUGAGAUGGUCCUCUGAUCCCUGCUGCCCCCCCGGGAGGGUGUUUGGGAAACAGAAGGACUGAGGACCAGGAGGCUGCUGCUGUGGGGGCUGGGAGCUGAGGACCACCCUGUGCUAUCACCACAUCAAUCCCAUCAUUUCCCACCCACCCACCCAUUGCCUGAAGGGGCAAUUGCCCCAAGUCCAUCCUCUCCUUCUGCAGAGAAGGCACAGAAAUCUCUACAAUGCUACAGUAAAAAAAGCCCCAAAACCAACAAACCACACACAAACAUCCUUUGGAAGGGGAUAAAUCUUUUUAAGUGGGGACACCUUCCACCUCACUUGUUUCUUCCCAAGGAUGCUGAGGUACAAAGGAACACAGAGAAUUUAAGUGGGUGUCUGCAAGCCCAUCCAGGCUUAUUUCAGAGCUCUGUCAUUUCCAUCCCUGCCGGGUUCUGAUGCCUCUUUGUAAAUAAUAGUUAAGAGUCUGGCGUGUGGCUUGGCUUAUUAGGUGGAAUUAGUUGCCUGAGAAGGGAUCCUGGCCCAUGUAAGGAUUUCCAAGACCCCAAAUCUUGGAACGCACCAAUCUCCCCCAUCUUAAACUGGGGAAAAGGAGGAAAACUUCCUGGGUCUGGAUUGUCCAUGCAUGGGUUUUUUUACUAGAAAGGGUUACCUGCAGGGCUGUGCCAGGGAAGAGGUGCUGGCAGGUGACAAAGUGACACUGAGGAAGAGGUUUGGGCUGGUACUGGUGCCAGGGGUAGGAAAGGCAAGCACUGAGGGCUGCCAGGGGACCCUCUGGGGAGAGAGGGGGAUGCUGUCACACAGGUAAAGCCAUUCUUGGUCUCAAAAUAACCCUUUACAACCUUUUUAUUAAA
Messenger RNA from Pipra filicauda (Wire-tailed manakin), 3300 nucleotides. RefSeq names its product TAL bHLH transcription factor 1, erythroid differentiation factor (gene TAL1). The record is from RefSeq and is a predicted model, not a curated record. Gene Ontology annotation, biological process: regulation of transcription by RNA polymerase II. Gene Ontology annotation, molecular function: RNA polymerase II cis-regulatory region sequence-specific DNA binding; DNA-binding transcription factor activity, RNA polymerase II-specific; protein dimerization activity. The transcript is spliced from 5 exons. Bases 237 to 1178 code for a protein of 313 amino acids. NCBI's taxonomy places the organism in Eukaryota, Metazoa, Chordata, Aves, Passeriformes, Pipridae.